CUCGAAAUUGCCUGCUUCUCCCCCUCCAGCGCCCUCCUCGCCGCCUCAGCCGGCGCCGACAGGAUCGAACUCUGCGCAAACCAACACCUAGGAGGAACCACACCUCCACCAUUAUGGCUCCCUCAUAUCAAAGCAACCGUCCAAACAAUCCCCAUCUUCGUCAUGAUCCGGCCUCGCGGUGGGAAUUUCUGCUACUCGAACGUUGAGUUCGAGGAGAUGAAAGCUCAAAUUCGAGAGUUCGAGACACUCGGCGCUGAUGGGUUCGUGUUUGGGAUGCUGAAGGAGGACGGGCGUGGUAUUGACGUGGAGAGGACGGCUGAGUUGGUUCGGCAUGCGAGUCCGAAGCCUUGUACCUUUCAUCGAGCGUUUGAUGAAGUCGCGGAUCUGAUGAAGGGCCUUGAAAAUGUGGUUUUGACGGGCUGUAGGGCGAUUUUGAGCUCCGGUGGUAGGGCGAGUGCCGAGGAAGGCGUUGAGGGUUUGAGAGAACUUGUUGAAAAGGCUGAUGGGAGAGUUACGGUUAUUGCUGGUGGAGGCGUGAGGUCUGGAAACAUCGAGAGCAUAAAAAAGGUCGGUGGAGUGCGGUACUUGCAUUCGUCUGCG
Molecule: messenger RNA, 600 nt
Organism: Zymoseptoria tritici IPO323
Lineage: Eukaryota; Fungi; Ascomycota; Dothideomycetes; Mycosphaerellales; Mycosphaerellaceae
Exons: 1
Molecular function (GO): copper ion binding
Source: RefSeq, a predicted model, not a curated record